This is a messenger RNA of Patiria miniata (bat star), 1701 nucleotides long. RefSeq names its product organic solute transporter subunit alpha-like. NCBI's taxonomy places the organism in Eukaryota, Metazoa, Echinodermata, Asteroidea, Valvatida, Asterinidae. Gene Ontology annotation, molecular function: transporter activity. The transcript is spliced from 7 exons. The record is from RefSeq and is a predicted model, not a curated record. The coding region runs from base 1 to 1017 and encodes 338 amino acids. Gene Ontology annotation, biological process: transport.
AUGAGUUUUCUGGGCAUUCAACCUGUGUUUUGUAACUUCACCACUGCCGCGACUGAACCGGGGUAUGUGACCCAGCUGAGCAUGGAGCCCAUCUAUUCGCUGAUUUUCCUCUACGCUUCGAUAGUAUCCGUGGUCACGCUCGUCUUGUUCCUCGAGGCUUGUCACUUCGUAGCUACCCGGGUACCAAGAUCAGCUGUGGCCAAUCAACGCCUCAAUACGGUCAUCAUAAUGUCCAUCUUCCCUGUAUUUAUUCUGGUCUGUCUACCAUCUCUGCUCGUACCGACUGCUGCUGCAUUCUGCCUCGCACUAGCUGACCUGUACUACUCAUUCACCAUGUUCAAGUUCAUCGUACUUCAGGUUGGCUACUACGGGGGUCAUCGUAAGAUGAUGGUCAAACUGACCACUCAGGAAGUGACCUUUCGAAUCAAUGUCCCCGUCCUCUGCUGCUUCUUCUGCUUCAAACCUUUUCGUCUCACACGAAGACGUUUCUUUUGGCUCAAGAUCGGUGUCCUGCAGAUUGCUAUUCUGAAACCACUCCUGACGUUCACGCAAGCUAUCAUGGGGUUCGCACAGUUGGUAAGUGUGGGUGAUCUGAUACACCGUGCCCUCACUAUAGUAACGACCUUAGUCGCCGUGACGUCACUGAACAUGAUGACGGAAAACUCCGCCAGCAAAGAAAUCAAGGAGAAGUACUGCUUAGAGGCCAAGUCUCAGAUUAUGAGCGUGGCUUUGAUCAUUCUAAGCCUACAGAAGUCCAUCAUUGGUAUAGCGGUUCUCUUCAGGCCGCUCGGCUGCCUGGUGCCAAUCCCUACCUAUCUACUGGGAAACCAGUGGCAGUCGUUGAUUCUCCUGCUGGAGUCGACCUUCAUGAUGAUCCCAGUGCUGAGGUUCUUCCGGACAGCCGAUGGCAACGUGGUGGGCGUUCCCCCGCCCCUUGAACAUCCCGAGGAGGAGGAGGAACCGCACUCGCAAAUAGGCAAGAUGAGGCAAUGGGUACGCCGACACACCCUCAUGUGAUCACACUGGCUGAUAUGACUUGCUCCGUCAAAACGCAUUGUCCCUCUUUGUAGGUAUAUUAAGGUGUAUAAACAAAUCAUAAUAACAACAGCAAUAUGAAUGAAGUCUGUUUCGUUUAAAGGCAAGUAGCUUUAGUAGCAUUGGUAACUUCCUAGUAAAAUAUACCGAAUUAAAAUGAGCAAAACCUUGCUCAAACUGAAGAUAGGGCUGGUCCCGAGUACAAAGAAAUAAAACAUUGAAGGUGGCCUCAAAAAGUGUGCCCGCGGGCACAUUUUUUUCUACGGAUAUCGGUUUUGUUUUUGUUCAAACGGAUUCAAGUUGUACAUUUGCCACUUAGCUAAAAACUUUCACAAGUUAGGCCUAAUUGUUUUGCACCCUACUUAAAAUUUUGAGCAACUUUGUUGCUUCAAACGAAAAAAAAAGCAGCAUAAACAGCAACAUGAUCAUAUUAAGUAGGCCUACUUUCGAAUAGACUGAUUGCUCACUUACAAAAAGUAGGUUUGUCUAUUUGUCAAUUUAGGUGGUUUUGGGGGGUUUAAAUACAACUGCGAAAAAGCCUUUUUGGGUAAGGUGGGCAAAAUAGAGGGCGCUAUUUUGAGCGGGUACACUUGUGAGCCAUUUCGGGCGCGAACUACAGUUAACCGUAUAGUUCGCCUACAACUUCGCUCGAACAAAACCGGAGCA